Molecule: messenger RNA, 2581 nt
Organism: Cladocopium goreaui
Lineage: Eukaryota; Dinophyceae; Suessiales; Symbiodiniaceae
Source: the annotation of a GenBank genome assembly
CUCUUAUCAGCUUUCCUUUGUUGAAGCGCAUGGAGCAGCCAUGCCACGAUGGUCAGCGGUUUCGCAAGCUGGUGCCAGUUCUAUCAGUUCUAUCGACAUCCUUUCCCAGACUCAGGUAUAUGUCUUGUGCAUCCCAUCGCGGAAAGAACACGCUGCAUCGCUCAUGACCAGAUGGGGAUUCCACGCUCAGCUUGUAGAUGGACCUGACAAAAGCUCCUUCGAUCUGCAACGCUUGAUCUCCGCCGGUGUGGUGCUGCCUGAAUACUUAGACGUUGUUUGGCAGGAUGUUGAAUAUUUUCCUGAGGGCAAAGUUGCCUGUCAUUUAGGACACUUGAACAUUUUGGAGAGAUUCCUUGCUCAGAGAGAGAAACUCUUUGCUUUGAUUUUCGAGGAUGACUUGGAAGCAGGACCAGAGUCUCUUCGUGAGGAUUUGAGCCACUUCCUGUCGCAAGUGCCCCAAGAUUUUGAUUUGCUGCAUCUCGGUUUCGUGCGUGAAAGUCGUGCAGCUCGCCAACCGGUCAAUACAAACGGCUCCGUGUUUCGUUCCGUUGAGGCCUUGGGCCGACAUGCCUAUGUGGUGACCAGAAAGGUGGCAGAGCUGCUGGUUAAGCACACCCUGCCCAUGUACAACCACGGAGAUAAGAUGUUCCAAGCGGUGUAUCACCAGUUUCGUUUGAAAGCCUACCAGCCGGAAGAACCCCUAUUCUUUCAAGAUCGGAUCAAUUUCGAGUCAGAGCUCAGUGAACGCUGGAAGCCUUCUAGAGCGUUCCAGCCAACUGCAGAGGAUGAUGGGAUCCGAUCUUGUGACAGACCGGAGAUGCUACGUCGACAGAAGAUGAAGCAAGCGCAAAGCAGGUGGCCAUGUAGCAACUCAGCCCUCUUCCUGAACGUUGAUGGUGUUCUAAAUAUGGUGGACUCGGCUUUUUCAGUGUCCACAUGUGGAAGGCCAGAGCAAUGUCAUUUGACGAGACUUGCCAAGGUCAUGAAACAGGGCUGUUGCCUUGUUUUGACCAGUCGCUGGCGUUUGGAUGAGCGCUACUGGGGGCGUUUGGCCUCCGCCUUGGUUCGGUCAGGGAUCCCCUGGGCAGCACAGGCCAUGUCUGCAACGCCUGAUGGCCAGGGCCAUGGAGCUGACGAGUUGGAACAGCGGCUCUUGGAGAUCGGAGCGUGGUUGGAGAGCAACACUUGGGUGGACCACUGGGCAAUUGUUGACUGCUGGGAUUUGAUGGGCAUCGAUCCCACCAUUGGAGAACAAUUUGUCAGGACAGAUCCCAAAUAUGGUUUGCUUGAUGAACAUGUGCAGGAGCUGUCAAUGAUUCUGACUGGACUCUUUGGUAGUUUUGGGAUUUCCUGCCCUUGCGUGGUGAGACAUGCAAAGACUGACAUCGAGAUGAUCGACGACGACCGAACACCAUCCGACCCGCCAAGAGAGACAGUGGUUCCUGGCGAGAACGGCUGGUACUUCGCAGGGUUUGUGGGCGCCUUCCCAGCUAUCGCCAGCAACUCGGAACAGCUGACGGCCCCGGUGAACGGCACCCUGGACAGCCUGGCGCAGAGUAAUGCCGAGUUGAGCAGAUACCUUUACAAUGAUGUCAAGGUGUGUGUCAAAUGCGGCCGACCGUGCGCCAAUACCCAGAAGGCAUGUCAGGCAUGCGGAACUAGUCUUGCCGAUGUGCCAGUCACGCAAACGGAGAACGUAAUGAUGGGUUUUAUUUUCGGGGUGGAGCGCACCCUGAAAUUACCCUUGAUGAUCUCGCUCAGAAGGCAAACUGACAACGUCAUUGUCUUUGAUGACCUGCUUGCCAUGUCCAGCUGCCACUUGAAUGCCCUGCUGACCAGUCACUAUUGCCAAGACUGGCGCUGGCUCCUUCGAGAUCCAGUCACAGCGCGAGGCCUUUUGGAUGAAAUGGUGCACGAGGCCUGGCAGGCGACGUUGUCCUUUUGGGCCAACGAGCGAUGGAGGAAGUUUGUCUACAGAGAAGGAGUCACCCCAGAGAUGGUUCGAGAUAACAUCAUUUGUGGUUUCAACUCGCCACCUUCGCAGUUCCAGUUGCAUAUGCAGUGGAUUGUUUUGCCAUUGAUGCCAUUUCACCAUCAGAAGCUGUUUGAUGGACUUCAUGCACAGCGGGGGCGCUGGUUUCCGCUGGAAUAUGUGAGUAAGAUCUUGGAUGUGCUGGUGACUGAAGGCAACACCUUCGAUGUCAAAAGCGAUACAUCCGUGGACGAAAUCAUUCAGUACUUCAACAAAAGAGGUGUGUACUAUGAAGAAGUGUGGGCAGAGCGCUACCAGACAUACUGCAAGAGCUACAGCUUGAGUAACUGGCAGGCGGAGGACUUUAAAUAUGUGGUCUUCCAAGGGAAGGUGCAUGAAAUUCAGGAGGCUCUGCCAGACGGCAGGAUAUGCGUGGGCGAAACGCUCCAGAUUGAUCCAGUAAGCCUCCACCACGAGGACAAGCUGCUCUUGCAGAACUAUGGCCGCCGCAUGGAGAAUGACCGUCCUGGCGGCACGUACUAUAAACAUCACAAAGCCCUGAAGAUCGGCGACGGUGGCAUUAGGAUAUGGCCUGGCCUCGAACGCUGA